GGGAUUUUUUUUUUAAAUUUACGUCGAUCUUUUUCUUUUUUAUUAUUGUACUACGCUCUACAGUAGAGUGAUUGACAGAAUGUAUGUCAAAGACGAUCUCUCUCAAAUCGACAUGGACAACGCAGGCAACCGGCAUCUUGGAACUCAUCGUGGGGCCAGCCAGGCUCAUGGCAGCAUGGGAAGUGCAUGUCGACGACGACAAUCUCUGUAUUGGCUUCAUGCGUCUCGCUUGGGGAUUCCAGCAAGGUGUGCCCUGCAAAGCCACACUAGUGCAAGUACACCAACCUACCUACAUACCUAUACGUAUACAACCUGCAUACACUUCAGUACCUUUCUACUGUAUGUAUCCACCUACGGUUCGUAGUGCCUGGCAUGUCUCAGCGCCGCGGUGGCCUACAUGCUGAGGCGACGCCAAGUCCAACAAAGCCGAAGACUGUUUCUUGGGCCACGGUUAUUGCGAACAUGGCAGCCAGCCAUCUACAUGGUAUGGCGUAGUGGUGCAAGAUGUAGCUGGUGAUGUCGGAACUCUGGGGGGCGUGGAGCAAGCAUGUGCGAUCGAGUUUGGCCCAGAAGACAUCCGACCUCUAUCAGCAAACGAGAUGGUGUGGACGAUAGACAGAUCGCACACCCCACGAGUCGUUCGUUGCCGCUGUGACCAUCACAACGUUUCGCAAGUUCUUUCGACUGGUCAUAAGCCACUGGUAACCAUACGACCCCAACUCCAUUGGACACUCAGCCAACUGCCGAGGUUGCCAUGGGCAGUAGGUUCCACAUCGGUGACGGUGCCGAGACUCCCCAUGGACGGACGGACAGUUGACGCAACUCGUGUACCAGCUGCGCCGACGACUUUGCA
Molecule: messenger RNA, 853 nt
Organism: Aphanomyces astaci
Lineage: Eukaryota; Oomycota; Saprolegniomycetes; Saprolegniales; Verrucalvaceae
Exons: 1
Coding region: 84-404 (106 amino acids)
Source: RefSeq, a predicted model, not a curated record